AUGGAUCAGAAAUGGAAGGCUUACUAUCAUGGACGUUUUGGAUCAACAGUGGAUCUGAAAGGGAUUGCUUACCAUCAUAGACGUUUUGGAUCAACAGUAGAUCAGAAAUGGUUGGAUUACAAUCAUGGACGUUUUGGAUCAACAGUGGAUCAGAAAUGGAUGACUUACAAUCAUGGACGUUUUGGAUCAACAGUGGAUCAGAAAUGGAUGGCUUACAAUCAUGGACGUUUUGGAUCAACAGUAGAUCAGAAAUGGGUGGCUUACAAUCAUGGACGUUUUGGAUCAACAGUAGAUCAGAAAUGGAUGGCUUACUAUCAUGGACGUUUUGGAUCAACAGUGGCUCAGAAAGGGAUGGCUUACUAUCAUGGACGUUUUGGAUCAACAGUGGAUCAGAAAGGGAUGGCUUACUAUAAUGGACGUUUUGGAUCAACAGUGGAUCAGAAAUGGAUGGCGUACAAUCAUGGACGUUUUGGAUCAACAGUAGAUCAGAAAGGGACUGCUUACCAUCAUGGAACUCGUGUUACAAAGAAUCCUGAUAACGGAAAUAUUCUUGAGCUUUUUUUUAAAAAGAUGAACAGGAUCUUAUCAUCUUAA
Limulus polyphemus (Atlantic horseshoe crab) is the source of this 594-nucleotide messenger RNA. Its product is annotated as antho-RFamide neuropeptides type 1-like. The transcript has a single exon. Bases 1 to 594 code for a protein of 197 amino acids. NCBI's taxonomy places the organism in Eukaryota, Metazoa, Arthropoda, Merostomata, Xiphosura, Limulidae. The record is from RefSeq and is a predicted model, not a curated record.